Messenger RNA from Zea mays, 1964 nucleotides. Its product is annotated as Omega-hydroxypalmitate O-feruloyl transferase. Gene Ontology annotation, molecular function: acyltransferase activity, transferring groups other than amino-acyl groups. NCBI's taxonomy places the organism in Eukaryota, Viridiplantae, Streptophyta, Magnoliopsida, Poales, Poaceae. The record is from RefSeq and is marked provisional. Bases 14 to 1288 code for a protein of 424 amino acids. The transcript has a single exon.
AAUAGAAGAGACUAUGAAGGUGAGGAGAUCGGAACCAGUUCUAGUCCAUGCGACCGGAGCCGCGACCACCCAAGAGUACUACUUCCUCUCGAACCUGGAUAGGAAUGUCGCCGUGCUCAUGAAAACAGUCCACAUCUUCAGCGUGUCAUGUGACGAUGUGGCAACGCUGCUCAGGGAUUCCCUGAGCAGGGUGCUCUCGCAGUACUACCCCUUCGAGGGUCGGCUGGCCGUACGCGAGGACGGGAGGCUCGCCGUGCGGAACGACCGCCGCGGUGUCCCCUUCGUUGACGCGGUGUCCGAUUACGAGCUGCAGGUGGUCUGUGACGCAACGGCCCCGGGUUCUGAGCUUCUCGGUGACCUCGUCUACGUCAGCAUGCAGCACGAGAACGCCCUGGAAGCGCCGAUGCUGACCGUGCAGGUGACCACGUUCAAGUGCGGCGGCUUUGUCCUCGGGCUCGCCAUGAACCACUGCUUGGCAGACGGCCAGUCCGCCGCCGAGUUCAUCUGCUCCUGGGCGGAGACCGCGCGUGGUGUGGCCAUGUCGACGCCGCCGUACCUCGACCGCACGGUGCAGCGCGCCAGGCCGAUCCCGACGGUUGACUUCGCACAUGACGAGUUCGCAGAGAUCGAGGACGUCUCCGGCCUCGCCGGCACAUUCGGCAAGGAGCCGUGCGUUUACCGCUCCUUCACUUUCGACGCAGGCAAGCUGCACAGGCUGAAGCAAGCCGCAAGCGAGCAAGGGCAAGGAGGCACCAAGAGCUCCGUCUUCGUCGCGCUCACGGCUUUCGUGUGGGUAUCAAGGACGCGGGCCCUGCGGAUGCUCCCCGAUCAGAAGAGCAAGCUGCUGUUCGCGGUGGACGCCCGUCUGCGCGUCGACCCGCCCUUGCCGCCCGGCUUCUGGGGUAACGCCAUCAUCUUCGCCUGCUGCAUCUCCACUGCCAGGGAUCUCCUCAGCAAACCACUGUCCGCGGCUGCCCGUUCCAUCAGAGAAGCCAUCGUCCGCACCGACGACGCGUUCAUCCGUUCCGCCGUUGACUACAUCGAGUUGAACAGCGGUGCUCGCCCGUCGCUAAUGGCAACCACCCUGGUCACUGCUUGGAAUCGACUCAGGUUUCGCGCGGCGGACUUCGGAUGGGGUGAAGCAAUCUACUCGGGGCCGGCGGAGCUGCCGCAGAAGGAGGUGGCCAUGUUUCUGCGCGGCGUGAGUGACAGCCAGAGCACAGUGCUGGUUAUUGGGAUGCCUGUGUCAUGUAUGCAAGCAUUCCAAGAAACGGUAGAUCUGCUGUGAAAUGUGUGUGUCUUCACAAGUUAAAAAAAACAGAAGCCUUCUGACUGUAUGAGGGAGGAAAAUUUGGUGAUUUAUAUUCUGCAGUGAUCUAUUGUACGCAUGACCAGUGGCUCAUGUUUACAAACAAUAUGAUUUACAUUCACUCGAUCAGGAUUAUGCCCCCAAGAUCUGAUCAAACGUUGGGUAAACAAAAGCAUUCGAUAAAAAUAUUUGGCUUCGGCCAGACUGGACGCAAGGUGGACUAUUUGUACGUCUAACUUCUCUGCAACACUCUGGUUGGACGAAGUCUUAUGUUAGUGGUCUCCUUCGUCGCCGAAGGUCCCAUAAGAAAAAACACCUUCGAAAGAUUGACACAAAGUCGAAGCUAUCAAUCAGAGAGCUUUAGAGUACAUUUCCAAAUGCACCGACUUAAAGAUGAAAUCACCAAUCGACCCAUGAUAACUUAUAUUAUGAUUGUAAACAUUUUUAAAGGGCAUGAAUGUAAUUUCUCGCAGGCUGCGUCCUGUGCCUAUACAUAGUCCUGCACUGUUCACGUUAUCCUGUAUUCGCUCGUGCGUAACACUUGGAUUUUUGCCUUCUGUCAAGCCGAAGGUAUAAAUGUAAUUAAAUAUUGUAUUUAAAUAUCCAAGUUUAUAUAAUGAAGACAUGUGAAUGAUAUUAUAUGUUUAUUCAUGUU